Molecule: messenger RNA, 1534 nt
Organism: Hevea brasiliensis (rubber tree)
Lineage: Eukaryota; Viridiplantae; Streptophyta; Magnoliopsida; Malpighiales; Euphorbiaceae
Exons: 7
Coding region: 218-1186 (322 amino acids)
Molecular function (GO): zinc ion binding
Source: RefSeq, a predicted model, not a curated record
UACUUAAUUUUCUCUAUUCUUCUUUUUUCUUCCACGCUCUGACGCUUUCCAUUUCCACUGCUCAAACUGAAAAACACUGGAAGAAAAUUGGCUCCUCCACUCAAAGAGGAAGUCAAAAUUCAGGGGUUUUCAUUAAUUUAACAUCCAUUAAUGAAAAUUUUAAAAUUCUCAAUCUAAUUUGUUAGUAAUUUUAAUUAAUCCUCUGCCUCAAUUUCCUAUGGCUGAUGAUUCUGAUUCUUCUCCUCUGGUCCCUCCCUCUCCGAUCGCCGACCCCAACGAGAUCGACCUCGAGGCCGGCCCCGGCGACCAAAUUCAGUGUCGAAUUUGCCUUGAAACCGACGGUAGGGAUUUUAUUGCACCAUGCAAAUGCAAAGGAACAUCAAAGUAUGUGCAUCGGGAAUGCUUGGACCAUUGGCGGGCUGUUAGGGAAGGGUUUGCAUUUGCUCAUUGCACAACCUGCAAGGCCCCUUACCAUUUGAGAGUUCAUGUUGCUGCUGAUAGGAAAUGGCGAACUCUGAAAUUUCGGUUCUUUGUGACUAGAGACAUAGUGUUUAUAUUUCUAGCCGUUCAGCUUGUUAUUGCUUCACUUGCAUAUUUGGUGUAUUUAAUUGAUAGUUAUCAGCAUUCCUGGCUUCGACAUGCAUGGGGCUUGGAUAAUGAGCUUAGUUUCUAUUACAUAUGUGGUGCACUAUUGUUUUUUGCUUUGCUGGGGCUGUCUGGGUGCUUCAUUACUUGUUAUGAUCGAAGAGUUCGCAAUGAUUUGGCGCAGCCUUGCCGAGAAUUAUGUCUUUGUUGCUGUCAGCCUGGAAUGUGUGCAGACUGCCAUUUACCUGGCACUCUUUGUAUGUGGACUGACUGUACCACUUGCUUUGAAAGUUGUGCAAGUGCUGCUGGUGAAUGUGGUUGCUUGGGAGGUGCUGGUGAAGCAGGGCUACCAUUGUUAUUUAUAAUGGCUUUGAUUGUUCUGGGACUAUUUACGGUGAUAGGCAUAUUCUAUAGUGUUUUAGUAGCUACUAUGGUUGGACAGCGAAUUUGGCAACGGCAUUAUCACAUACUUGCAAAGAGGAUGCUCACAAAAGAAUAUGUUGUAGAGGAUGUCGAUGGUGAGAUGACGGGAUCUGAUUGGUCUCCUCCGCCACUUCCGCCUGAGCAUGUUCAGCAGCUGAAAAAUCUGGGUCUGUUAUGAGUAAAGGAGGCGAUAUCAUUUAUCACAGCACAGGAAUAACAUACUCUAGAGAUGGACUGGUACUCUAUUUUGGUAGGUCACUCUGUACCGCGAGCCUUUGGACUUUAUUUAGUGCAAAAUACCUAGGUAAGAAAAUAUCAAAGGCGCUUUGAUGUUCUUCAAAAUUACAUUUACAAAUUUGUAAAGGAUAAUUUGUGAAAACUGAAACAAGGUGUCCUGAAAUUAACUAACAAAACAUGUUUCUUCAUCUAUUUCAUGUCUGUAACCUAUCAAAGAAGAAAAAAAAAAAUUCUGUAUUAUUAUAUUUGUUUAUAGCAUUAAGCAUUACUUGUAAGAAUUUGUAUGGUA